AUUUUAAAUUAUGUAGUUUUUGAUCUACGUUAUUUGUGGACUCAAUGACUAUUUUUAACCGUCACAAAUAUUAAUAUUUGAAAUCGCUUAAACGUGACAGUUAAUGAAAAGUCGAAUUUCUAUUAUUAUAUUAAUUUAAUAAUAUGUCUAACAUAAACGAUGACCCACGAGAAGUUCUCACGAUACUUAAUUCAUUGGGAUUUAUUGGUAUUACUGCACCACAACUUAAAGCUUUUAUGAAAGAUUUGAAGAUAUACAAGAAGAUAAAGGAACAUGAAAAAGAACAACAUAAAGAAGAAAUAAGAAAGAAAAUAUUAAAAAAACAGCAACAAAUGAUUCAUGAAAUUCUUAGCGAACAAUCGAAAGAAUUAAACGGUGUUACUAGCAAUAAUUCAACUUCUUCCAAUUUUGAAAACGAGUCUUUGGUAAAAAUAAAAAUCAAACGUAUUCCAGAAGAUAAAGAAAAUCAAGCAGAAAAAUAUUUGGAAGAAGAAUUUGUUACGCCAUUUAAAAGGCAAUCGAAUCCGGUUAAAAGUAAACAUAGAUAUAUCAAGUAUAAAGCAAACCUUAUUGAGGAUUCUCGAUCAAAUAAGAAAGACUAUAAUUCCAUAAAUUAUAAAUCUCGGUCGAGUGUUCAACAACAAUCCAAAAAUGAUACUCAAUCUUCGGUUACUUCUUAUUCCAUGCAGAAUGUUUAUAAUGCGAACUAUGAUAGUAAUAAAUAUAAUACGAUUUCUCAAGAACAACCAGUACAUUCCAAGCUGGUAUUGCCAGAUUGCAACAAAUUGAUUGGUGCACCAAAUAUUGUAGAGAAUAACUAUAAAUCAAGAUCCAAAAGUAUAUCCUCCAAUCAUUCUGUCACUGUUCGAUCGCAAAGUCUUCCACGUACUAAGAGUUCAAGCUGUUCAAUGCAUAAAUCAUUUAUUAGACCAUGGCGAUUACAUCCAGAUGUUCAAAAAAGUACAAAUAAGAAAUGCGAUCCAGUUGCUCUUUAUCAAAAAUAUCAGGAAGAAUGGAAGCAGAUAGCAUUUCCUGGAGAAGCGAAACACACGACUGUAAGGUGGGCUAUACGUGAAAGAAUGCUUGGCAUUGAUCCUCACCCUCCGCCUUUGCCAAGGAAAUCUGCGAGUGUACCUAUAUUGAGGAAAAAAUGACAUUGGAUGUUAUGAUAUAGAUAGUACAUAUAUAUGAAAAAUAUUCAAGUUUACCUGGUACAAUUGUUAUUAAUUACAUUAUAGUUUUAUAUUGAGAUAUUUCUAACGGAUUAUGGAACAUUUUUAUUGUAUGGGCCACAUGUUAAAAUAUUUAUAAGUUGAACGUACCGCUGUCGUUUAAAAAAUGAACUUUAAAUAUCCUACAACUAUUAUUUUAUUGUGUACUAGAUUGUGCAUUUAAAAUUAACAAAAUAUUAUCCUUAGAUUAUAAAAACAUUAAUUCAGGUACCAGGUAACAAUUUUUAUAAACCAUUAAUAAGCAAAUCUAAUUAUAAUCAGUAAAAUAUUCAUUAUCUAGAAUUAUUAUGGGAGAAAAAAUAUUCGUAUGAUACUUAUUAGUUAAGAGAUUUAUUUUUUUAAUUCAAAAAAAUAUGACAAAGAUGCUACACACACUAAAUAAAAAUAAUCUAUGUAAGUGUUGAUUAAGCGAUGUAAUAAGCCAUUUACUGUUGACUUAAUUUGAAUUUCCCUAACAACUUUUUGCUGUCUGAUCUAUUCAAAUGAAAUAAUAGUUUUUCUUCUAUCAAUCGUGCCGCUCUGUGUGUUAAUAUCAAUGUAUUAUGUUUUAGCAUACUGUACACAUUCAAACCUAAAAAUAUAAAAUUUUAUUAAAUACAA
Molecule: messenger RNA, 1832 nt
Organism: Polistes canadensis
Lineage: Eukaryota; Metazoa; Arthropoda; Insecta; Hymenoptera; Vespidae
Exons: 4
Coding region: 144-1154 (336 amino acids)
Biological process (GO): cilium assembly
Cellular component (GO): non-motile cilium; centriole
Source: RefSeq, a predicted model, not a curated record